Penicillium salamii is the source of this 1617-nucleotide messenger RNA. The record is from the annotation of a GenBank genome assembly. NCBI's taxonomy places the organism in Eukaryota, Fungi, Ascomycota, Eurotiomycetes, Eurotiales, Aspergillaceae.
AUGGGCUCUGAUCCGAGAUCCGAAACGAAGCCUGAAUCCAGCUUGCGAGAGCUUCGACCUGGGUCCAGGAAACAACCGUCGAAACAAGAUGCCCCCAGUACAACCGCAUCGAUGCUGCGGCUCUCGUUGUGGGUCUCUUUUGCAGCGUGGAUAGCCAAUUUCGACAAUGGGUAUUCCGGGACCGUCCUCAUCAUGCCUUCGUACAAGCGAACCUUUGGAAGCUGUGAACAAGUGAUUGACCCGGAAACGUACGCCAAUAUCGAGCAUUGCACACUUACGCCACUGCAAGAGUCUUUGAUCAGCUUGAAUUACCUGUUUAUAGCCCUCGGUGGCGGGCUCGCAGGCUUGACUGGUCAAUACUGUGGACGGAGAGGCUCAAUUCAGGUCGGAUGCAUGCUGGCGAUCAUCGGUGCUGCUGGGAUGCUCGGUACCAGUGGUAGCUUCCUCUACUACAUGGUGUGUCGGUGCAUCAGUGCCGUAGGAAUUGGCCAUUUGUUGGCAUCCGGUGUGACCUAUGGAUCUGAAUGCAUUGUGCCCAGCAAACGUGGCCUAUCGUUGGGGCUGUACAAUGUUGGCCUUGCCAUGGGGAAUGUUGCUUCUUCGGCAGUCUGUGCUGGGUCUGCACGUCUUGAAGCAGCCAAUAACUGGCAAUGGAAAACGCCGAUUCUGUGCCAGAUUCCACUGGGGCUCAUCCUUGGAGCUGGCAUCUUGAUGCUCCCUGAAUCUCCUCGCUGGUUCAUGGGUCAUGGCCGAGAAGAAGAGGCUAGACAGUCAUUUGGUGUGUUAUACUGCCAAGAUCCUCACUCGUCUGUUGUUUCGGCCCAGAUCGAAGAUAUCCGAUCUCACCUUGCGAGUGAGCGAGCUGGCAAGAAAACAGUCUCUGUUUUCGACAUCUAUCGCAAGAAACACAUUCGUCGCACGAUGACAUCCGCACUGGUCAUGAUCGGACUGGCCAUUACUGGUAUUCAGUUUGUGGUGCCAUAUACUGCUCUAUUCCUGAAAGGGGUUGGCAUGAGUGAUCCAUAUCUCAUCAAUGUCAUCAUUGGUCUAUGCAUUCUUGCAGGAUCAUUCCUUGGUCCAUUUAUUGUUGAGUACGGCGGCAGAAGACCGGCGACUCUAUCCGGCUACGCUAUCAUGGCUAUGUGCAUGUUGAUCCUUUCAUCUGUGAACACCAUCGUCGGAUCAUACACUGGUGCGCGAAUAGCGAUGAUCGUCGUUUUGUGCAUGUGGGCUUUCGUCUUUGGGGCAACCAUUGCUCCAAGUGCGGGGCUUACCUCUGUGGAAAUGCACAGCGUCUCUCUUCGGACUUUUGGACAGGCUAACACAACGGUCCUAUAUGGGAUUUUCUCGUUUGGGGCAACCUUCUGGACGCCAUACAUGCUCAGUCCAAAUCAUGGAGACAUGGGGGCCAGUGUCGGGUACUUCUAUGCAGGCGUCACGGUGGUGGUGACUAUCUUGGUGUUCUUACUGGUACCUGAAACUGCUCAAUUGACCCUUGAGCAGAUUGAUGAGGUCUUUAACUCGGGAAUCAUGGCGUGGAGAACCUCUGUCUCCAAGAACAAAACAGCCACCCUGUCCAGGAAAGGAGACUCUGAGGAUGAGAGCACAGCAGUCUGA